AUGUACGGCAACCUGAAAGCUCUACAAGAGCUUAUCAAUUUGGGAUGUGACGUCAACCAGUCAACCUUCUCUGGUCGUACAGCACUCAUGGGAGCAGCACAAAUGGGCCAUAUUCACGUGGCUAAAUGUUUGCUCAGUUCCGGUUGCUCCUCAAAUGCAAGGUCUUUGAAGGGCGGCUCGGCGAUGCACUUCGCCGUAUGUCCCAUGAAUGAGCCUGCGGAUGACCCACCGGGUAUGAUUAGAGUACUACUUGCAGCGGGUGCCUCAGCGACGGCUGUGGAUCUACUCGGAAAUACGGCACUGCAUCUAUUGGAUGACUCGAGAUUCGGCAGCGAUGCAACGGGAACGAAAAUUCGCUUGCUUGUGGAAGCCGGAGCUGACAUUAACGCGCGGAAUAACGAUGGCGGAUCGGCAUUAUUCCGUGCGAUUCGCCGCAACCAACCACAGGUCGUAAGUUGCCUCCUCAACGCCGGCGCAGCGACAGAGAACUAUCGACAGCUAGGCGGUAGCCUCCUUCAUGAUGCAGCACUAUAUGCUGGCUUGGAAGUCCUGAGAUGUCUUGAGGGUAUGAAAACGUCUCGAAUGAAAGCAGAUGUGUUAGACGCUGAAGGGGACAGCCCCUGGGAUUGCUUCAUUUACGUCCUGAAACUUCCAGAGUGGGAGCUAGGCUCGCUUCGAAAGCCUGAACAGGAAGAGAAGGAAUAUUUUGUCUCACUAUACAGGACCAUCCGAGAUCGCGAUUUACAGCUUGACAUUGACAGGCUCGAAUGGACACGCCGCUAUCUCGUGGACAAGGACGCACGAGCAGCUAGCGCGCUGGAACAACUGGUUCAAGAAAACGAAACAUUGGGACAAUGGAGCUUGGUAAGAACAUUUAAAACAAUUGCCUUGCAAGUAAGAGAAAAGAUGUGGGACGCUGCGGUAGAAGCGGUGGAGGAGAAUAUAGAUCUCCUACAGGCGAGAAUGAAUCAAUCGCCGUGGCUUCAAACAUCGCGGUACGAUUACAUGGGUAGUAUGGAAUUGGACCACAAGAGAUGA
This is a messenger RNA of Colletotrichum siamense, 1038 nucleotides long. RefSeq names its product Fibronectin type 3 and ankyrin repeat domains 1 protein (gene Fank1). The transcript has a single exon. NCBI's taxonomy places the organism in Eukaryota, Fungi, Ascomycota, Sordariomycetes, Glomerellales, Glomerellaceae. The coding region runs from base 1 to 1038 and encodes 345 amino acids. Gene Ontology annotation, biological process: positive regulation of transcription by RNA polymerase II. The record is from RefSeq and is a predicted model, not a curated record. Gene Ontology annotation, cellular component: nucleus. Gene Ontology annotation, molecular function: transcription cis-regulatory region binding; protein binding.